This is a messenger RNA of Anarrhichthys ocellatus (wolf-eel), 2102 nucleotides long. RefSeq names its product DnaJ heat shock protein family (Hsp40) member B6b (gene dnajb6b). The transcript has 10 exons. The record is from RefSeq and is a predicted model, not a curated record. Gene Ontology annotation, molecular function: Hsp70 protein binding. The coding region runs from base 248 to 1264 and encodes 338 amino acids. NCBI's taxonomy places the organism in Eukaryota, Metazoa, Chordata, Actinopteri, Perciformes, Anarhichadidae.
GGCAUUUGCGAUAUCCGACAGUACGUGAAGGCACCAGUACCACAGUGGGGCUGGUCGAUAUCAGUUCCCGACGCUACACCACCAGCAACCAACGGCUGCGGUUACUGAGCCGUACUCCAGGAGAAGAAAGCGGGGAAUAGCGACAGAAGAGAGGCCCCCUGGAGCACACACGUCCUUUUAAAACAGAGGCCGCCACAAAGAGGACCCUCACACAGGACAGACACUAGAAACUCACGCAGACAGAGCCAUGCUGGAAUACUACCAGACAUUAGGAGUCCAGAAAAAUGCAACGCAAGAGGACAUCAAAAAAGCUUACAGAAAAUUGGCGUUGAAGUGGCAUCCAGACAAGAACCCGGACAACAAGGAGGAAGCAGAGAAAAGGUUCAAAGAGCUGUCGGAGGCAUAUGAAGUGCUCUCAGAUGAAAGCAAGAGGAACACUUACGACAGAUACGGCAAAGACGGUCUUUCAGGAGGAGGAGGAGGAGGAGGAGGUGGGGGCCAUUAUGAUCACUUCGGUGGCGGCGGCUUCACAUUCCGUAAUCCCGAUGACGUUUUCAGGGAAUUCUUUGGCGGCAGAGAUCCAUUUGCAAAUUUUUUUGCUGAGGACCCCUUUGACGAUUUCUACGGAGGCAGUCACAGUCACCAGAGGGGUGCAAGCCAAGGCAGGGUGGGAGGAUCGCUCUUUGGUUUUGGAAGCUUCCCAGCGUUUGGGCCUGGCCUCUCAGGGUUCAAUUCAGGUUUUAGCCCAUUCGGACAGAUGGGUGGUGGAGGAUUCACUUCCUUCUCUUCUUCAUCUUUUGGCGGCGUUGGGGGAGGUGGAGGAGGAGGAGGAGGAGGAGGAGGAAUGGGCGGAGGAAUGGGCAACUUCAAAUCUGUGUCAACCUCCACCAAGUUCAUCAACGGCAGAAAAAUUACGACAAAACGGAUUGUGGAGAACGGCCAGGAGCGGGUAGAAGUGGAGGAGGAUGGUCAGAUAAAGUCUCUAACAGUAAAUGACGUGGCAGCGGAAGAACCCUUGGAGGAAGAGUGUCGUCGCCGCAGACAGAAUGCACUACCUGGCCUCGGCCUGCACCAACGCUGCCUGAGGAACUCUGCCCAGAACCCCUCGGAGGAAGAGGAGGAACAUGGCCUGCAGAGCCAGGGACUAACGAGAGGACACAUGGACACAAAGAGGAAGAAACAGUGGCUAAAGGAAGCAGAGUCCAAAAAGAAAAGGACUCCUCGACACUUCCCUCGGUUUGGUGGACUUGGUGCCUUUUAUUAAAGACCCUCAACCAAACAUAUACACACACACAAACAUAUAUCUGUUGGCGGAUGUGCCAUCAAUCAUAUAUGUGGCAUUAGUUCAUCAUUGCUAUGUAUCAGAGGCCUAACAUCCCCCCUGCUGCGCCGUAUCUCCCCUUGUAUAUCAGCAGCAGUGCAUAGCGUAACUCCUGUCUGCACUCAUGAGCAGAGACUACACUUCAUACAUUUUUAGUAGUUAAGCUUUUGCUAUUGCUGUAUUUAUUGUGGGUGGGCCCUGUGGAUGGAUCAGAACUUUAAUCAAUCUCCUAUGAUUGGACUUUUCCACUUUUUACAGCACACGUUUUCAGAAAGUGUGUUUGAAAGAGUUCAGGUGGAAGGCGAACUACACUAGCAGCCUUGUUUAUGAUGAGCGAGAAAAUCGCUGCAUUAAUACCGUGUAGCAUGUGAGAAUAGGCGAAGGUCGAGCUAUUUAGUGGAUCCUUUCAAUCGAGACGAGGAGGGAGAGGGAUACCUGGGCAACGUGAGAGUAAAGAGUUUUAUUACACAAAGAACUGAACACGAAUACUCAGUCCUUACUGACAUUCAGCACUCUGUAAGCAACAUUAUUCACUCUUUUACCACUACUCCAACAGGGUGAGAAAUAGCUACGCUCUCGAAGUUAUUUUCUUUUUUUGUAGGAUUCUUUGUACCGAGUAGAUUCUGCAACAUGUGAACCUUCUAUUGGUGUUUUUGUAAAAGAUUUCUAAAACAGAAUAAGGUUCGUUUCUCAUCUGAUUUGUCCUUGACAUUACUGUAAGUGGAAAUGUAGAAAUGUUCAUUUUUCUAUGGACUCCUACCAAUAAAUGCUAAGAGAAAUA